AUGAGUGACGAACAAGUCAAAGAAAUUAAAAAAGAGGGUACCUCUCCUAAGGUUGAGGCAAGACUUACAGAGGAGGAUAAAAAGAAGGAAGAGGAACUGAAGAUUGUGGAGGAGUAUAAACUCUGGAGGAAGAAUUGCCGGUACAUGUAUGAUUUUAUCAGUGAAACAGCGUUAACCUGGCCCUCAUUAUCAAUUCAAUGGUUACCAUCGGGAACAUUUGUUAAUAAAAUGAAAGACACAAAGUAUGGCACGACGAGGAAUCUCCUGUUAACAACUCACACAUCGGGUGAGGAUACUGAUUAUUUGAAACUUUCGUCGAUGCAAUUGCCUAAAAGCAUAUUCCCAGAUGGGAAGAAGAUGAGCCCUGAAGAGAUGCAAACGGUUAAUUCGCGUUUGAAGAUUUCAAAAAAGUACGUUCAAGAGAGUGAAAUAAAUAGAGUCAGAUAUAUGCCACAGGAUCCGCGUUGUAUUGCUACGAUAAAUGGUGAAGGAAGCUGCUUUGUUUACUCCAUGGAUGAAAAGAUGGGUCUUGAAUCAAACACAAAGCUCGUUCAUCACAAGGAGAACGGAUUUGGACUUUGCUGGAAUCCGAAAGUUAAGGGUGAACUGCUUACUUCCAGUGAUGAUCAUACGAUAGCACUAUGGAAUUAUGAAAAGCCAGAAAAAACACCAAACGAGACCGAAAUUGAAAUAAGACCAACUAAAGUCUUCAGCUAUCACAAUGAUAUAGUGAACGAUGUGAGGUGGCACAAUUUCUCUGGUAACACAUUUGGUUCCGUCUCCGAUGAUCAUAUAUUUGCAUAUAUGGAUAAGAGGGAACAGAAGCCAGCAAUUCUUUCUCGUUUAAAUGAGCAAACGUCAUUCAAUACCCUUUGCUUCUCUAAGUUCUCAAAUUAUCUUUUUGCGCUUGGAGGCGAGGAUUCAAAUGUUUACCUAUACGAUCUUCGGAAUACAAGUAGGCAGUUACACGUAAUGAUGGGUCAUCAAAAGCCCAUAACAAACGUCGAGUGGGACCCAUUCCAUGAAAAUGUUAUUGCUUCUUCAUCUACUGACAGAAGAAUAAUUCUUUGGGAUAUCAACAAGAUUGGCGAAGAACAACAACCAGAUGAAGCUGAAGAUGGUGUUCCAGAACUUAUUAUGAUGCAUGGUGGACAUACAGGAGGUGUGAACGAUUUCCAAUUUAGUAACGAAAUUCCUUGGUGUAUAGCAAGUUGCUCUGAUGAUAAUAUUGUUCAUGUCUGGAAAGUGAGUCGGAAAGUUUUAGAGGAGAAUGGCGAGAAGGGUUAUAAUAUUGUGAUUCCGGAUGAUUUGGAGUGA
Molecule: messenger RNA, 1317 nt
Organism: Brettanomyces bruxellensis
Lineage: Eukaryota; Fungi; Ascomycota; Pichiomycetes; Pichiales; Pichiaceae
Exons: 1
Coding region: 1-1317 (438 amino acids)
Biological process (GO): regulation of gene expression
Cellular component (GO): nucleus; Rpd3L-Expanded complex; cytoplasm
Molecular function (GO): histone binding
Source: RefSeq, a predicted model, not a curated record